This is a messenger RNA of Corapipo altera (White-ruffed manakin), 2655 nucleotides long. RefSeq names its product DEAD-box helicase 43 (gene DDX43). The transcript has 16 exons. NCBI's taxonomy places the organism in Eukaryota, Metazoa, Chordata, Aves, Passeriformes, Pipridae. The record is from RefSeq and is a predicted model, not a curated record. Bases 27 to 2024 code for a protein of 665 amino acids. Gene Ontology annotation, molecular function: ATP binding; RNA binding; RNA helicase activity.
CGGCGUAGGGUGGGGGGGCGGUCGCCAUGUCCGACUGGGACUCGAACCCCGAGGAAGAGGGGGCUGUGCCCCGCCGGCCGCGGGCCGCCGCUGCCGCCGGCCGACAGUGCCGCUCGCCGGGCACCUCUCCGCGGGGCCGCGCCCCCGCCGAGGCCGACGGGGGACGGAGGGGCUGCGGGCGGCGGGGGAGGGGCGCGGUCGGCCCCGCAGGGGAGGAGUGGGAGCCGCGAGGUGGUGACGGUUCCGGCGGCCCGGGGCGGGCGGCGCGGCAGUGGAGGCCACGAGCUGCCGUCAGCCGGGAUCGGGGCACCGAGGCGCCCCUGUGCUUCCACCUCGACAGCGCCCUGGUCGGGGCUCUCAUAGGUAGGGGCGGAACUAAAAUUAAAGAACUUGAGGAUUCUUCAGGUUCCAGGAUAAAGGUUACAAGAGGAACCUAUGGAGCCGAAGUAAAGAUUUUCGGCAGUCUUGAUGUGCAAAAGAAAGCCAAGAUGUUGAUUGACAAUGCUGUUACAAGUUCUGGCCAAAACAACAGAGCUUGGACUGAGAAAGGAAAAAUCUUAGACAUUUUCAAGCCUGAAAAUAACCCAAAGAAAUCGGUGAUUAACUGGGACUCUCUUCGAGAAAACAGAGCCAAAUAUGAAGCUAUGAAGUGGGCAGACUUGCCUCCAAUUGAGAAAAACUUCUAUAAAGAAUCACCAAGGACUGCAUCUAUGUCACAAGAAGAAGUGAAACUGUGGCGAAAAGAAAAUAAUAAUAUAACUUGUGAUGACUUAAAAGAAGGUGAAAAGCGCUGCAUUCCCAAUCCUGUUUGUAAAUUUGAAGAUGCAUUUGAGCAUUAUCCUGAUAUUAUGACUAAUAUAAGAAAAGUUGGUUUUCAAAAGCCUACACCAAUUCAGUCACAGGCAUGGCCGAUCAUACUGCAGGGAAUUGAUCUUAUUGGUAUAGCACAGACUGGUACUGGGAAGACAUUAGCAUACCUAAUGCCUGGAUUCGUUCACUUGACUUCACAACCAAUAUGCAAAGAUCAGCGUGAGGGGCCGGGAAUGUUGGUCCUUGCUCCCACUCGAGAAUUGGCACUUCAAGUGGAGGCAGAGUGUUCGAAGUAUGCAUACAAAGGAAUUAAAAGUAUUUGCAUAUAUGGCGGUGGGGACCGAAAGGGACAGAUAGACGUGGUUACCAAAGGUGUGGAUAUUGUUAUUGCUACUCCAGGCAGACUGAAUGAUCUUCAAAUGAACAACUUCAUAAAUUUGAAGACCAUAACAUACUUGGUUUUAGAUGAGGCUGACAGAAUGUUGGACAUGGGAUUUGAACCUCAGAUAAUGAAGAUCCUAAUAGAUGUGCGGCCUGACAGACAAACUGUUAUGACGAGUGCUACUUGGCCUGAUGGUGUUCGUCGCCUAGCAAAAUCCUACUUGAAAGAUCCAAUGAUUGUAUAUGUUGGCACUCUUGACUUAGCAGCAGUAAAUACAGUAGAACAAAGAGUUGUCAUUAUCGCCGAGGAGGAAAAGAGAGCUUUCAUGCAUGGCUUCAUUGAGUCUAUGAAGCCAAAAGAUAAGGUCAUCAUUUUUGUGGGAAAAAAGCUUACAGCUGAUGACUUAGCAAGCGACUUUGGUAUCCAAGGAAUUCCGGUACAGUCACUUCACGGUAACAGGGAACAGUGUGAUCGAGAACAGGCUUUAGAUGACUUCAAGAAAGGCAGAGUUAAAAUAUUGGUAGCUACUGACUUAGCAUCCCGUGGCCUUGAUGUGCAUGAUAUUACUCAUGUUUUUAACUUCGAUUUCCCUCGCAACAUUGAAGAAUAUGUUCACAGAGUAGGUCGUACUGGAAGAGCAGGACGCACUGGGGAGGCAGUAACGCUGGUCACGAAGAAUGAUUGGAAGUUUGCUUCUGAGCUGAUUGAAAUUCUGGAAAGAACAAACCAAGUAGUUCCUGACGAGCUUAUUGCAAUGGCAGAAAGGUACAAACAAUUUCAAACCAGAAAAGAAAAAGAUACACAAAGACCUUGGAGAAAGCUCUCAAAAUAACUGUAAUCCCUUGAAGCUACUGAAACAAAGUGAUUAUAGUUAAUGUUAGCAUCUAUAGGCUUGAAUUUAUAAGUUUCAUUUCUCAUUUGGUUGUUUUCUGUACCUGUCCAAUUUAAAUAAACCAUUUAAUUUGGUUUCGAGGAGGCUUUAGUUAAAUGCACUAUCGAUAUAUAAGAAUGUAAAAGAUAAUUUUUCCUUUUAUUUUCAGAGAACUGAAUUAGUCAUUGUAAGCCAUGUUUGUCAGUGUAGCUUCAAAAUACUAUACCUUUGCCUUGAUAUCUGCAUCUGCCACUGGCACAAAGAAGUAUUUCUGAGGAUAACUUAGUUAUUUGAAAACUGCUCUCUUUGUAGUAACUUAUGUUCGCUGAAGCAAGUUUUCUUUAAAACUUAAGAUUAAAAGUCAUUUUUGUUAAGACUUUCAAGGUGUUUUUAGAGGUCAGCAUUUUCUUCUGAUGGAGGAGAGCAUGACAAGAAGUCCAUGUUUGUGGUUAACUGGGAGGCAAACAGCUUCUACUCUUAUUUCCAUGGAUGUAAUAUUCUAACUGAAAGAAAACCAGAGUUUAGUAGAGCAAUGUUAACAAAGUCAUGGAGCAACAAAUACACUUGAAGGUCAGCUUUUAUUUCCUUCAGA